AGAAGUGCUGAUGGUGCACAAUCCUGGUUCUCUUGCAGCCUUGCAGGCAGAAGCUUCUUCUACCAGCCCAGGAGGGAAGGUGGCUGCCCUUCCUUCCCAGCUGGCAGAGGAGGCAGCGGCGGCCUUUCUGGGCUCAAGGGCCAGCAGGCCAGUUGGAGUCCCCCCCUGGCUGGCUGGCUGGCUGGCUGUCAGUGUGCGAGCUGAGCACCGCCAAGUGCUCCCCUCAGACUGAUGGGGGGGGUGUCUGGGCGAGAGAGGCCGUGAACGUGAACCUUCUCUCUGUCCCCACAAAAUGCUCCCUCGGGUUGGCCUCGGCCUCUCACCUGAGCAUGUAUUCCAAUGCACCUGAGCAUGUAUUCCAAUGCUCUUGGGACGUGACGUUACUGUAAAGGCAAAUAAAUGCAGCGUUGCAUAUAUAUUUUGUUGCAUUAUCUGCGUAAUACAGGAAAUCCUAAAUAAAGGGGAUUUUUUUGGGGGGGGUUUUAUUUAUUUAUAUUUAUAUCCCGCCCUUCUCCGAAGACUCAGGGCGGCUUACAGUGUGAUUCCCAGCCGCUGGAUGGUUGCAUCCAGAACAUCCUCUCUGGGCUUUGCCCUCCCUCUGAAACCACAUCAUGUGGCGGAGAAGCUCUGCAGCGGGGAUGGCCUCUGCUACCUCAUCAGCUUCCUGAUUCCUGCCAAGCGCAUCUUGCGGUGGGCCCACUGGGAAGCCUGUUGGCCCCUUUGCGUGCACGAGAAGAUCGUCAUCCAGUUGGCUUCUCUCGACUGGUGGAUCUUGAGACCGGAGGACUUUUACCUGCAAGCGGUUCUGUACUUGAGGAAGUCUCCAUGGAUCGUAGUGAAAUGCUUGGCCAAGGACAAACAUAACAUGGAGGAGUUUGUGGCAUCUGCUGCCUUGUAUGUCUCUCUCUUCGCUGUGGAAUGGCUGAGCUCCCUCAGCAGGAAAUGGUUGGAAUCACAUUGGGAACCAGCUUGUUAGCCACAGAUGGUGAGAUAUUCUGAGUGCCUUGGGAUGAAAUAGUCAAUCCAGGAUUUACCAGUAACUCCCAGACUACUGGAAAAAAUAAAAAGAAUGUGCAUUUUGUCCCAAUGACUGAGAAGUCUUCUGCUCUGGACUUUCCAGUGGAGGAAUCCCUCAGUACCUGUCUUUCGGGGGCACCCCACAUCUUCCACGAGGCCAACUCAUUUGCCACCACCUUAAUGGAGGAACCUGCUGAUCAGGCAUGUGAGAGCCCAGAGCUCGGGAAGGCCUGUGAAAGGGUCGGGGAAGGAGAAGAGGCGGACUUGACAGGUGCCUCCCUGCCCACCUCUGGCUGCCCCAAAGGAUCUUCAGCUCAGCCCAGUGCUUUCUGUUGGCUGGAAGCCAAGGACAGCCAGCAGCACAAUCAGAACAAUAGCCGUCGCUGGGGAAAUUGUGCUGGUUCAGCUCUUGCAGCGGUGCCAUCUGGGCAGCUGAGGACUUCUGACAUGCAAGCUACUAAUGUUGCAUGUUCUGUAAAUAAUGAAACAGAGUGUGAUAAAUUGUUCCCGAAACAUCCUGGCAAUCCAGAGAAUCAUCCAGCUUCUUUGAGUCCCACAGCUUCCUCUAUUGUUCAGGAGCCACAUUUUGCCAAGACGUUAUUGACGCAUCGAGAACAGGAGCUCGAUUGGAGGUAUGCCACGUGCAGUUACAAGGAUGGAGAGGAGGCUGAAGGUCAGGCUCUGGGGACGGGCUCUUCCACCAUAGCUGGAGGCCGCUUGGAGUUCCCCAAGCCUUCUGCAUCCUAUCCUGAUGUUUUGGGUGUAGAGAGAAUGGGAGAUGUUGUCCUGACAGAGUGGGAGAUCAGUAGCUGCGAGUGGGAUUCUGACAGCUCCAAAGAAAGGCUGGAGGGAAAGGCAACUUCUCCGACCACAAUCAAAUCAUCACAGGUGGGAACCUUUUCAAGGAGGAGAAUAGCUGAUAACCAGUUCUCAGAGAAGCAGUUGGUGGAAGUUAAAGGUCAAUCUUUUGAACGGCUGGAACAAUUGCAUCUUCUAGAGCACACGGAAGGGACACUAGUGGACCCAUUAAUGGAGUUGGGCAAUAGAAUAAGCAUGGAAGGAAAUCAUCCAUGGCAGACUAAGCAAAGCCCCUCUAAGAAUGGGUGGCAACUUAAUUCUGGAGAUCCUUUCGUCCCGAAAAGCUCCCUUUCCCAGAAGGCAGGGCAAGAAAAUGUGAAUAGUUGUCAUCAGCGAGCGGGAGACAAUCUUCUGGUUCCCAGUUCUGAGGCUGAGUCAAAGAGCACAAGAACAAAGCUGAAGGAAAAUGGCCCCAGGCGUCUAGCAGGAGUCGCUGGACAGGCAGAGGCCCCCUGCAGCAACCUUCCCCAAGGCAGUGCUGCAGCACAUUCUGUGGAUCAGCCCGAUCGCUCAAGCACGCUACAAGCUUUGCAGAUAGGUGUUUCCAAGAAGGUGGGAAGAGGACAGGGCAGCCGAGCCCCUUCCCCAGAUAAGGAGUCGGGCACUGGGGCCUUCCUGGAAGGUAGACACAACUCAAUCCAUGAAGCUCCCCGCCAGUUUCAGCCUAGUGAUCCAGAGACGAACUCCUUGGCACCCCCCCUCCCAGCACUGUUUCCAGCUGUGACAUUGCCAGAGCGCACCAAGCCCAUCCCGGAGAGGGAUCAGGCCACAGAAACAUCAUCGAAUGGGACAGAAAAUUCCAAUGAAGAAGCUGAUAACAGCAGCCUGUCACUGAUCACUCCUGGCAGCGCUGGGGAAAAAGACCCCACAGCCGUGACUAUGCAACCAGAACUCCCACCCUUUCCAUUCAAGGGGAUUCUGGAAACAGACCCCUUGCCAAUAAAGAGCUUGAAUUGGGAGAUGCUUCGGAGUGGGGCUGCAUGCCUGCCAGGUACCAAAGACAGAUCCGGACGUGCCGUGGUCAUCAUCACAAUGAGGAAUACAAUUUGGUUGCACCCGAACUGCAAUGCCAGUGAAAUAACACGCCUUCUCCUGUAUUUACGCAGCAUUCUCAGGCCAGAGCGCAAAGCCUUGGGCUUAACCAUCCUGGUAGAUGCCCGGCGAUCUUCUCCAGUCCCAGCUGUCUUCACUGCCUUAGACAUUUUGCAGGAGAUCAUCCCCCACUGCAUCCAGAGAGCCCUGCUGUUUGUGGAGAGAGAGCCUGCCUUCCAGAUGGAAAAGCCAGCUGCUGUGCAGUGUGAACUUCUCAAUUCCUUGAAGUCCCUCCACAAACAUAUUGAGAGCCAGCAGCUGCCUCAAGAAUUCAGCGGGUCACUUCCCUAUUGCCAUCAGAAUUGGCUGCACUUCCAAAUGCGUCUGCAGCACUUGCUUUCUGGGUGCCAAGAGGCUCGCCUGUUCCUCAAAGAGGCGGUAGAAGCAGUGGAGUCCAGCAGAUGGCCGGAGAACCCCCAGGACGCCGGUACCCUGUUGAAGAGCUCCAGACAAAUGAUGACAAUGGUUCUGGAUGACACAAGGCUGGCCAGGCUGCGGCUAGAGGGGGGCGCCCUCCUGGCCAGCCUCAAGAAGGGGGAAUCCUGUGCGAUGCUGUCCGAGGACUGCAGAGAUGCCAUGAAAGUGGCUGACACGCUUUACAGUGAAGUGGACGAAGGAAUCCACCAGCUGGUGCUGGUUUCCAACAGGCGCAUCCAAGCCCUGGAGCUGCUGAUGGAAUUUGAAACUGUGGAGCGAUGCUUUCAAGAGAUCUGCAGCUGGAUCAAGAAUGUUGGCGAAAAGCGCCUCUUGGAGCUGAACAGCCUGGACAAUUCUCUGGAUGGGCUGCUUCAGGCCAAGAGGCAGUUCCAGGACUUGGCACUGACGGCAGAUGAAUAUUGCCAGAGGGGAUGGGAAGCGCUGAGGAGGUGGGACGGGGAGGAAGAGCCACUGGCCAUGGGACACCAGGCAGGCUGCAGAGCCCAGCUGCAGGACUACAAGAUCCAACUGCAGGGAUUCUGUAAAGAGUUGGAGGCCAGCAGGAGCCGGAUAGAGCAGGCGGUUGAGCUCUACAGAUUCUUGGAAGAGGCACACAGGUGGGCAGAGGAGGGGAUGCAGUUCCUUGCCAGCCUCAGUGGGGACAAUGGUUCUGCUACUGUUGGGUGUCUGCAGAACUACCGGGAGCAGCACCCAGGCAUGAGUGACACCCAGUUCCAAAGUAUGAAGAAGCUGGCCUGUCUGCUGCCGAACACUGAUCCUCUUAAGAAGUGGCAGCUCAUCUGGUCCAAGUGUCAAAGGACCAAGCUUGGCUUGGAGAUGAGGCUAGAAGCCGCCUUGAGGAUCCAGCAGCCACUGGGUCCUCCCAACCUGAAGCCCUCAGAAGAGGGAGAGUCCCGCUUGGCCAGUCCAGACAACAGAACUCUGGCCAAAGUUCCCAAUGUGGCACCUCUACCUGACAAGCCAAGUCAACUUUCCAGGUGGCCUGGGGGCAACACAGUGGACCCUUGCAGUGGAGCUGGAGAGGGCUUGUUCCAGGCUGCUUGCAGCCAAUCUUGUCAUCUGCCUGUUGACACUCCGAAGCCAUCAUGCCGUCUCCAUGAUGGGGGAUCCCCUCUGGAAGCCCCUUCCUCUGCACAGCUCUUCUCCAGAAGAAGACUGAGGAAGGCCUGGAGUGUUGACCUCCCCAGCUCAGAGGGACCUCGGACUUGGGCUGACCCCAGCCAUUGUGGCAGCAGCAGAAUCUGGAUUAAAGGCUUGGAAGUCAGCAGCAUGGAGUCGGUGGGUGGGCCCUGGGAAGGCCAGCAGCCCCUCCACUCAGCUGCCUCAGCUGCCUGCCCUCCACAAGAGGAUCAGAGACAGAGGGGCCCCGUGCCAGAGGCAAGGAGCUGGAGCAGCAAACCGCAGCAUAUCAUGGAGGAGAUGGUGACGACAGAGCAGGAGUAUGUGCGAUCUUUGUGCUACAUCCUUGACAACUAUUUUCCUGAAAUGGAGCGGGUGGACCUGCCACAAGAGCUGAGGGGAAAGCGAGGCAUCAUUUUUGGGAAUUUGGAGAAGAUGUACAACUUCCACAGCCAGUAUUUCCUGAGGGAAUUGGAGCACUGUUGCAGCCAUCCUCUGCGCGUCAGCCAUUCCUUCCUGAGACACAAAGACCAGUUUGGGACGUAUGCCUUGUAUAGUAAAAACAAGCCCAAGUCUGACUCUUUGCUGGCCAGUCAGGGGAAUGCCUUCUUCCGGUUCAAGCAGAUGCAGCUGGGAGAUAAAAUGGACCUGGCCUCCUACCUCCUGAAGCCCAUCCAGCGCAUGAGCAAGUAUGCGUUGCUCCUCAAAGAUCUCAUCGGGACGUGUGGGGAGGCCCAAGAGCAGGAGUUGGCCUACCUGCGAGCGGCAGAGCAGAUGGUGCGCUUCCAGCUGCGGCAUGGAAAUGACCUCCUGGCCAUGGAUGCCAUCCGCAACUGUGACGUGAACCUCAAGGAGCAGGGACAGCUGAUGCGCCAGGACGAGUUUAGCAUUUCUCUGGGCCGAAGGAAGUACCAGCGCCACGUCUUCCUCUUUGAAGAUCUGAUCCUCUUCAGCAAGCCUAAGCGAGUUGAGGGUGCCCUGGAUAUCUACAUCUACAAGCGCUCCUUUAAGAUGGCAGAAAUUGGCCUAACGGAGAACUCGGGGGAGAGUGGCCUGUGCUUUGAGAUCUGGUUUAGAAGGUGGAAAUCCAGGGACACCUACAUCCUGCAAGCCAGCAGCCCAGAGGCCAAGCAGGCCUGGACCAGUGACAUCACCAGGAUCCUCUGGGAACAAGCUGCCCGCAACAAAGAGGUCCGCAUGCAGGAGAUGUUGUCCAUGGGGAUUGGGAACAAGCCUUUCCUGGACAUCAAGCCUAGCGAGGCUGCCAUUCACGACCGAGCCAUCAAUUACAUUAUGAAAGGCAGAGGCGCCAGAACCAGGGCUUCCAUCGCGGUGUCUGUCUUUGACCACGCCAACCCUUACAAGAGAUCUCCGACCACUCUGUCCGCCGGCAGCCCAGCCUCCUGCUCGGGGAUUGGGGCUCUCAACCUACACAUGUACCUGGAUCAGACCUUGCUGCCUACAGUGCUGCCCACCAACCUUCCUUUAAGGGCUGGGGUCUGCCCUGAGGAAGAGGAGAUGGAGAACGAGACAAGCAGUCAGCCCUCUAUGACCACCGAGAGCUCCGGGUCCUCCCAGGGCCUGCCUGGAAGUGGCUCCAGCAGUUCUGACAGCUGCCUUCACAACUUGAGCGAGGACUGGAGAUCCCCACUUCCUACAGACUUCUCCUUAACCACCACAGAUAUGGAGAAAGGCUGUUUCCCCAACAACCAGUAUGUUUCAGCGUGGAGGAGCAAAACGGAAGAAUCGAUCAGAGAAUUUGGAGGGAGGCUGCACUCCCUGGAAGGAUUGUGA
This is a messenger RNA of Ahaetulla prasina, 6318 nucleotides long. RefSeq names its product puratrophin-1-like. Gene Ontology annotation, molecular function: guanyl-nucleotide exchange factor activity. Lineage: Eukaryota; Metazoa; Chordata; Lepidosauria; Squamata; Colubridae. The record is from RefSeq and is a predicted model, not a curated record. The coding region runs from base 1087 to 6318 and encodes 1743 amino acids. The transcript has 23 exons.